AUGACCCAGGUGGACCCCCAGGACAGGUGGGGCAAGGCGUCUCCUCUUUGCAGCUCGACUGAGGAGGCUCAUGACUCCCCAGUGCUGAGCAUGAGCUUAGAGAGUGAGGAUGAGGAUGGUGGGGAGGCAGGAGACAAAGGGAGCCCUAGAGGCCGUGAUCACCAGGCUUGUCCAAGAAGCAGCUCUCCAGUGACUCAGGACAAUCCUGACUUGCCAUGGCAUCAUCCAUCCAGUGAGGAAGAGAAAUUCUCUGGCCCCGUUAGUCCUGGGAGCCUGGGGAAGGAACCGAUGGGGAUGCCUCGGAAGAAGGCCAGCUGGGGAAGAGAUGAGUCAAAGAUCACACAGACACAGGACUCGGCCGGAGCUCGUAUAGCUUCGGGGACCCUCCCCAGUGACUCUUCACACAAGUUGUUAGGUCCAACGCAAUGGCUUAGGGACUCACCACCUGCAGGGGAUGAUGGAGUCUUUAGGGAAAAGCUUGACGCUGCCUUGGGUGUUCCAUCCAGCUUCCCUGAUACUGGAAGAUAUUUCUGUGCACAGAAGAGUGUAGACACCCCAGACAACUCGUCCCUCCUGCGUUUCCCCAGGCCCGGUGGCAGCUGGGCCCUCCCCAUGCAGAAGACUCACACACCAGCCUGGGGAUCGGCCUCCCCAGCCGGCGUGGCAGCAACGGUGCUGGCCAAAGCUCAGAUCGGCAGGAAGGGCCAGAAUCCCGAGGGCUCACGUGAGGGCGGGCAAGGGGAGGUGCACCCCUACAAGUGCCUGCAGGGAGGAAGGGCCUUCCAGAAGCCCAGCAGCCUGCUGAGCCCCUCGCAACCGCGAGGCACUAAGCCUUACGCCUGUGAGCUGUGCGGCAAGGCCUACUCCCAUCGGGGCACGCUCCAGCAGCACCGGCGCCUGCACACGGGCGAGCGGCCCUACCGGUGUCCCUUCUGCGACAAGGCCUACACCUGGUCCUCGGACCACCGCAAGCACAUCCGCACCCACACGGGCGAGAAGCCCUACCCGUGCCCCGACUGCGGGAAGGCCUUCGUGCGCUCCUCCGACCUGCGCAAACACCAGCGCAACAUGCACAGCAACAACAAGCCCUUCCCGUGCGCCGAGUGCAGUCUGACUUUCAACAAGCCGCUGUCGCUAUUGCGCCACCAACGCACACACCUGGGCCCGAAGCCCUUCCGCUGCCCGGCUUGCGACCGCGAGUUCGCCGUGGCCAGCCGAAUGAUGGAGCACCAGCGCGUGCACUCGGGCGAGCGGCCCUUCCCCUGCCCCACCUGCGGCAAGUGCUUCACCAAAUCCUCCAACCUGAUCGAGCACCAGACCCUGCACACCGGCCAGAGGCCCUUCAAGUGCGCCGACUGUGGUGUGGCCUUCGCGCAGCCCUCGCGCCUCGUGCGCCACCAGCGCAUCCACACCGGCGAGAGGCCCUUUCCGUGCGCCCAGUGUGGCCAGGCCUUUGCCCGCUCCUCCACCCUGAAGCGGCACCAGCAGAUCCACUCUGGGGAGAAGGGCUUCCUCUGUGCCGAGUGCGGCAGGGCCUUCCGCAUUGCCUCGGAGCUGGCCCAGCACAUUCGGGUGCACAACGGGGAGAGGCCCUAUCAGUGUGAGGACUGCGGUCAGGCCUUCACCAGGUCCAGUCAUCUCCAGCGGCACCGAGCUAAGCACAGUGCGAGCACGAAGGGACCCAUCCCCAUCUCCUCUGAUGAGUGA
This is a messenger RNA of Suricata suricatta (meerkat), 1707 nucleotides long. It is a transcript of the gene ZNF648, whose product is annotated as zinc finger protein 648. The record is from RefSeq and is a predicted model, not a curated record. Bases 1 to 1707 code for a protein of 568 amino acids. The transcript has a single exon. Lineage: Eukaryota; Metazoa; Chordata; Mammalia; Carnivora; Herpestidae. Gene Ontology annotation, molecular function: DNA-binding transcription repressor activity, RNA polymerase II-specific. Gene Ontology annotation, biological process: negative regulation of transcription by RNA polymerase II.